Aspergillus bombycis is the source of this 1476-nucleotide messenger RNA. RefSeq names its product beta-glucosidase 1B. Gene Ontology annotation, molecular function: beta-glucosidase activity. NCBI's taxonomy places the organism in Eukaryota, Fungi, Ascomycota, Eurotiomycetes, Eurotiales, Aspergillaceae. The transcript has 6 exons. The record is from RefSeq and is a predicted model, not a curated record. Bases 1 to 1476 code for a protein of 491 amino acids. Gene Ontology annotation, biological process: carbohydrate metabolic process.
AUGUUCCAUCAAGCAACUAUCAAUAUGGGCUCCGCUUCAACGUCGACGCUUCCCCCCGACUUCCUAUGGGGAUUCGCAACAGCGAGUUACCAGAUUGAAGGAGCCGUAGAUGAGGACGGACGAGGUCCAUCCAUCUGGGAUACAUUCUGCAAGAUCCCUGGCAAAAUCGCCGGAGGAGCCAACGGCGAUGUGGCUUGCGACUCGUACCAUCGCACACACGAGGAUAUCGCCUUGCUCAAGGCUUGCGGUGCCAAGGCAUACCGCUUCUCACUCUCUUGGUCCCGCAUUAUUCCACUCGGUGGCCGAAACGACCCCAUCAAUGAGAAAGGCUUGCAAUAUUAUGUAACACUCGUCGACGACCUGCAUGCUGCUGGUAUCACUCCUCUCGUUACUUUAUUUCACUGGGAUCUUCCCGAUGAGCUCGACAAACGCUACGGCGGUCUCCUCAACAAGGAAGAGUUCGUCGCAGACUUUGCCCACUACGCUCGCAUAGUUUUCAAGACGUUCGGCUCGAAAGUUAAGCAUUGGAUCACGUUCAACGAGCCAUGGUGUAGCAGUGUCCUUGGAUAUAACGUUGGUCAGUUUGCUCCAGGAAGAACAAGUAACCGGGCCAAGAGCCCCGUUGGUGAUAGUUCGCGGGAGUGUUGGAUCGUGGGCCACAGUCUUCUUGUAGCCCAUGGGGCAGCAGUGAAGAUCUACCGAGAUGAGUUCAAGGCCAGCGAUGGCGGGGAGAUUGGCAUCACGCUUAACGGCGAUUGGGCCGAACCUUGGGACCCCGAGAACCCGGCAGACGUUGAAGCUUGUGAUAGGAAGAUCGAGUUCGCAAUUUCCUGGUUCGCAGACCCCAUCUAUCACGGGAAGUAUCCGGACAGCAUGGUGAAACAGUUGGGUGACCGACUGCCGAAGUGGACACCAGAGGACAUUGCGCUCGUCCACGGUAGUAACGAUUUCUAUGGCAUGAACCAUUACUGCGCCAACUUCAUCAGAGCCAAGACCGGCGAAGCAGAUCCCAAUGACACCGCAGGCAACCUGGAGAUCCUGUUGCAAAAUAAGAAGGGUGAAUGGGUCGGGCCCGAGACGCAGUCUCCCUGGCUGCGACCCUCCGCGAUUGGGUUCCGGAAGCUGUUGAAAUGGCUCAGUGAGCGAUACAAUCACCCCAAGAUCUACGUGACAGAGAACGGCACCAGUCUGAAGGGGGAAAAUGACUUGCCACUGGAACAGCUACUCCAGGACGACUUCCGGACGCAGUAUUUCCGGGAUUACAUUGGCGCUAUGGCGGAUGCCUACACCCUAGACGGAGUCAAUGUCAGGGCCUACAUGGCAUGGAGUUUGAUGGAUAACUUCGAAUGGGCCGAGGGCUAUGAGACACGAUUCGGAGUGACUUACGUCGACUACGAGAACAACCAGAAGAGAAUCCCCAAACAAAGCGCCAGAGCAAUUGGGGAAAUCUUCGACGAACACAUUGAGAAAGCUUAG